This is a messenger RNA of Theobroma cacao (cacao), 3596 nucleotides long. Its product is annotated as ubiquitin carboxyl-terminal hydrolase 9-like. Gene Ontology annotation, biological process: protein deubiquitination. NCBI's taxonomy places the organism in Eukaryota, Viridiplantae, Streptophyta, Magnoliopsida, Malvales, Malvaceae. Gene Ontology annotation, molecular function: cysteine-type deubiquitinase activity. The record is from RefSeq and is a predicted model, not a curated record.
AAAAAAGACAAGAUCGUUGAAAAGACGGUAAGUUUAAGUUGGCUUCUCCAAUUUACUCCAACCCCAAACCCCUCUCUCCCUCCCUUCCUCCCCGACCUGUUUAGGGUUCCCUCGAAUAUUCCAUCUUUCCCUUUUCUUUCUUCUUUUUUGUUUUUUCAAAUUGUCUCUCCCAAUUUCGGUACAUUCUCUCGUCGACGAACAACCAAUUGUCUGCUUUGAUUCUGAUCUCUGGUAGUGAUUCAUCGAUCAUGACGAUUCCGGACUCGGGAUUCAUGAUGGAGAACGGGGCGAGUUGCUUGCCGUGCACGCCCGAAGAAGAAAAAAAGAUCGUUAAUGAUUUAAGAAACGAAUCCGAGCGUAAUUUGAAAGAAGGCAAUUUGUAUUUCGUUAUUUCCAGCAGGUGGUUUCGAAGGUGGGAGAGAUAUGUUGGGAUGGACGCUGAUGAAAAUGUGAUUGGGAACCAAUCUUCUGAUUCUCGGCAUUUGAAUGGGGCUUCUUCCGUGGUGGCAGAAAGGCCCGGUCCUAUCGAUAACUCUGAUAUUGUUCAAAAUGGAAGUGAUUGUGACUGCAAGGAAAAUGAGAUACAGCUGCGGAGAAUGCUGAUGGAAGGGCAGGAUUAUGUUUUGGUACCACAAGGAGUUUGGGAAAAGCUUCAUGAAUGGUAUAAAGGAGGGCCAGCAUUGCCAAGAAAGAUGAUUUUGCAGGGUGUUUAUCACAGAAAGUUUGAUGUAGAGGUUUACCCACUUCGUCUUAAGUUGAUAGAUUCCAGGGAUGAAAGUCAGUCAAUUAUAUGGAUAAGCAGAAAGGCUUCUGUAGCUGUGCUUUUCCAAAAGGUAUGUGCACUUAGAGGAAUAGAGCAGGACAAGGCUCGCAUUUGGGAUUAUUUCAACAAGCAAAAGCAUGGACAGUUGUUUGUUUCAAACAAAAGUGUGGAGGAAUCAAACUUGCAAAUGGAUCAAGAUAUUCUUCUGGAGCAAGUUGAUGGACAUCAUUCUUCGAGAUUUGGCAUGGAUUCUACAGGAAAUGAACUAGCUUUGGUUUCCUUGGAACCUUCAAGAUCAUCCUUGACAAUUGCUGGGGGGCCAACCAUGUCCAAUGGUCACUCCUCAGGUUACAGAUCGAAUUUGUAUCCAGGAAGUUCCUUAAGCUCCGGGUUAAAUGAUAUAGAUGAUGGUUUCGAUGCCUAUAACUCUGUUAGAAAAGGAGAGAAGGGAGGUUUGGCUGGAUUACAGAACCUAGGAAAUACUUGUUUUAUGAAUAGUGCUCUUCAAUGUUUAGUGCACACGCCUCCUCUUGUUGAGUAUUUCUUGAAAGAUUACAGUGAUGAGAUCAACACAGAAAACCCUUUGGGAAUGCAUGGGGAGCUUGCACUUGCAUUUGGUGAGUUGUUACGAAAAUUAUGGUCCUCAGGUAGAAUUGCAAUUGCUCCACGUGCAUUUAAGGGAAAACUUGCUCGGUUUGCACCCCAGUUUAGUGGUUAUAACCAGCAUGAUUCUCAAGAACUUUUGGCUUUCUUACUGGAUGGGCUGCAUGAAGACUUGAAUAGGGUUAAACAAAAACCUUAUAUUGAAAUGAAGGAUUCUGAUGGUCAUCCUGAUGAGGAAGUUGCAGCUGAAUGUUGGAGAAAUCACAAGGCCCGGAAUGACUCAGUGAUUGUGGAUGUUUGCCAAGGUCAAUAUAAGUCAACACUGGUUUGCCCAGUUUGCAGCAAAAUUUCAAUUACUUUUGACCCGUUCAUGUAUCUAUCAUUGCCACUACCUUCGACGAUCACUAGGGCAAUGACAGUGACAGUGUUUUCUGGUGAUGGAAAUGGUCUUCCACUGCCAUAUAUGGUCUCUGUGCUGAAAAAUGGAUUCUGCAAAGAUCUCCUUUUGGCAUUAGGUACUGCAUGUUGCUUGAAGAGUGAUGAGAACCUUCUGCUUGCAGAGGUCUAUGAAAACAAGAUUUAUCGAUAUUUGGAUACACCUUUGGAGCCAUUGAUUUCAAUAAAGGAUGAUGAACAUAUUGUGGCCUUCCGAAUUCAAAAAAAAGGGAUGGGGAAAACUAAGCUAGUAAUUUUUCAUCGAUGGCAGGAAAAAUCCACGUCAGAUUAUCUUAAGAGUGGCGCAGAGCUUUUUGGAACUCCACUGGUUACUUAUUUGGGGGAAGACCAACCAAGUGGAGCUGAUAUUGAAACUGCUGUUUCUAAAGUACUGUCACCUUUCAAAAGAAUGUAUUCUUCAGCUAAGGCUCAUAUUGGCAAGGAAAAUGGCUUUCUCUCAGAUGGUCUUGAUGAACAAUGCAGCAGUUCUGAUGUUCAGCCAGUUGAAAACGGAGAACGUGAGGGUACAUCAAGCAUGGACUUAUCGCUCCUGCUCCUCUUGACUGAUGACAGGGUUAUGAACUUCAAGGCUUUUAAGAAGGAUACACUCUUUGAAUCUGGGCAAAUCAUAAGGGUUGUGCUAGAUUGGACUGAAAAAGAACAGGAGUUAUAUGAUGCUAGCUACUUGAAGGACAUCCCAGAGGUUCAUAAAGCAGGGUUUACAGCAAAAAAGACCCGUCAGGAAGCCAUCUCUCUAUCUUCAUGUUUGGAUGCUUUCCUGAUGGAAGAACCUCUAGGGCCUGAUGACAUGUGGUAUUGUCCUCGUUGCAAGGAACAUAGGCAAGCUAUAAAGAAGCUAGACUUGUGGAUGUUACCAGAGAUUAUUGUUUUUCACUUAAAACGCUUCACUUAUGGCAGAUACCUAAAGAACAAGAUUGACACUUUUGUGAAUUUCCCAAUUCACAAUCUUGAUUUGAGCAAAUAUGUCAUGAACAAAGAUGGACAGACUUAUGUAUAUGAGCUAUAUGCCAUCAGCAACCAUUAUGGUGGUCUAGGUGGCGGCCAUUACACGGCAUAUGCUAAGUUGAUUGAUGAGAAUAGAUGGUAUCAUUUUGAUGAUAGCCAUGUUUCUCCAGUCAACGAAUCGGACAUCAAGACCUCAGCUGCUUAUCUGUUGUUCUACAAGAGAGUUAGAAGUGAACCCAAGGUGGAGGCAGGAGAGGCAUCACACAGUCAUUCCAUCUCUUGAGGCCCUGAUCGAGUGCAUUUUACGAUACUAUUGCUUCUGGAGCUGCCUCCAUUUGAGGUUAGUCUGGGCUCACCUCAUACUCGCUGUUGUACCAUGUGAUGAACUGAUGAUUUUACUUGGCCGAGAAAGCCGUUGGGAGCCCACAUGUUAUAGAAGAUAGGGGACCCUAGCACUGGCGUGGACAUAACCAACUCACAGCGACAGCGACAGGGUGACACAACUCAAAGGUGGGGCAAAUAUUAGUUCAAUUAUUUAUUAAAAUUUUUUGAAAGAAAUUUUGGUCAGAGUACUAGGUCUGCUUAUAGUUAUAGGUGCGUAAUUUGUAUUAUGAACAAUGCGGUAGUAACCAAUCUAUUAUCACCUCUUUACAGAAGUAUCUGUCACCUGACUCAGCGAUUAAAUUGGAAGAUGAUUUAAUCUCUACCAAGUCAUUUGACAUUAUUAAUGUUUGGCGAUGGAUGUAAAUGUUUUAAGAUACUAGAGCAAUGACAUUCUUAAUCCUCUCUUUGCUUUUCAUUACAUGAAAGGUGUUUUUCUGUAUGGGAA